UAUACUAGUUUGGUACAUGGUUUCUCUGAUUGCUUGUUGACUCCAGACCUCCCUCUCACCUUGUCCUUGAUCUGAGUUGUCUAUGGACUGCUUGGCUCCUGAUCUUGCUUUUUGUCUGAGCCCAUUGUUGUGGUGGUCUCUGUUUGGACUCUUAACUUUGGACUGGCCCUUUGGGUUCUGAUUUGGUGUUGCCCUCAACUGUGUUAGCACUGGGAAAUCUCUUGCCCCUGGAGGAGCCUGGUGAGAAUAGGACACUGAGAGACCACCACCGAAGGGAUGUCUGUCGUUGUGGGAGAAGGUGUGUGGAAGAAGGACUGAGGAGUGUGAAGAUCAGGACAGAGAGCAACCUUCCCCUGUGCGGUGGAAACGGGGAUUCAUUUUAACACGGUGGCACCGGGAAUCAUGCCUCCAGACAGGGGUUGACUUGGCGUUGCACCCUACCAAACGUACCCACUCCCACCCCUCGCGCUUCCCGCACCGAGCGGAAGCAGCCAGAGUAACACCGCCACGCUUUUGCGCAGCCCGGCAGCGUUCGUCCCACCCACCGACCCGCGAAGUCUGUGUUGCUGCUGCGCUGCCUGCUGCUGCGCUGCCGCUCCCCCACCUCUCCUUCCCUCCCUCCCCUUUUUUCCAGCGGAAAGACUACAUCCCCCAAGAUGCUUUGCUGGUCUCUCCCUGGGGUUCCGGAUGCUGCUCCUGCCGCUGACAAGCGAAGGUAAGCAGAGAGCUUCUGAGGCGGCCGAGGCAGCAAUAGCAGCUCUGAAGGAGCUCAAGCCGAGGGGGAGUCUGCCUCAGCCAGCUUCUCCCCCCCCUCCUGCGCUCUCUUUCCAAGCAAAAGCAAACCAGCAAAGCGGCAGGAGAAGAGGCGGAGGCGAGAAAGAGAAAGAGGAGGCGACGAGUAAGGGGGGGGAAUCGCUACCAGCAGCUGAGCAGCAGAAGAAGAAAAGGGGGGAAAAGAGCCAAGGGUCUGGUUUGUCUCGUUUCCUUCCCCCCCCCCCGCUUUCCCCCACCCACCAGCAACAGCAAAGAGAGAAGGGGGUGGAGAGCGAGCGAGCGAGAGACGCUCGAGCGAGCGCUGGAGAGCAAAUUCUCCCAGCCUUGCAUAUUUUCUUCCCACCCCUCCUCCUGGCUUUUUCUUUUGUGUGGUGUGUUUGAAAGGAAGGGAAGGAGGCAAAAGAGACAGAGGAGGAAAGAGGAGAGAGGAGCGGGGGAAGGGAGGCGGCGGCGGCGGCUCAUGUCCAGCAGAGUUGCGUUGAGGAUAAUGUGAUCGGCCAAAGAGGCGAUGAAUAUGCUGUCGCUGAAGGUUGGCAGUGGCGCCGAAGGGUCGGGCAGUCUCCCCGGCAGCGCGCAGUCCUCUCCUCUGGACGAAAAAAGUCUCUCCCGAAAGGCAGCCGCCGAAGGGAUCGGAGCCCAACAGCAGCAGCAGGCUGAUGGGAGCUCCAUUGCCUGCCAGCCCACUGGCCUGGAAAACGGAGGCAACCCUCCAGCUGAAUGGUUCCCACGCAGUCAGGGCCCAGGGCUGCGGCUGUCUAACAGUGAGGCGGAUGGGGGCGAGAGAAACUGCAGGGUGAACCUCCACUGCAAGCACGGCCGGCCCAGAGAACUCAAGUGUAACAGCAGGAACAGCAAAGCAGAAGGUCCAGGUUCCACAUUUGCAGAAGUCCAUCCCAGCAACUGUUCUGCCAAGAGGCAUGCCAGUGAGGAUGAAGUGAGGAAACGCCUGAAAUCCCAGGGCCCGCCGGUCCCACCAACAGGAGGCGCCAUCCACAGCUCUCUUGAUUACUCCCAAGAGCCAAAUUUCUACCAGGCAGGGCAUCCUGGUCAAAAGGAUUCGGCGUGUCUGGCAGAGAAAGCCUUGUCGUUCAGCAUGCUCAGCUUUCCUGAAGGUUCUUGUUCAGCAUUAGGCCGUGAGCACAAGUCUGGCUCACUGCGACAUUCUGAGACAGCGGACCGGUACAAGAGCUUUCACAUCCAGGGCAGCACCAAGGCAGAGGAUUUGCCGCCAGCCAAUGUUCUGGGUUGCCCUGUUGAUGCCCAGGGCCUGGAUGAGACUGCCACGCACGAUAGAGCUGCCAAGACCUUCUCCAAUGCCACUCUGGCCUCAGGGAGGUGCAACAUUGACAACAUCAUCUCCCUGCUAAAGAGCAAGUGUGGAAAUGGUCGGAUCAACCUCUACCCUGUAGUACAGCUCAUAGACAUCAUGAAGGAUAUUAACCGCCUCUCCCAGGACCUGAAGAGCUGUGGCGUUCACCUGGACUGCAGCGGCCUACAGCUGAACAGUCCCCCAUCACUCAGCGAGGAAGGCCAGGAUCAGGGCCUGCAGUACAGCUUCUACUCCUCACCCAUGCUGGCCAACAGCAUCUGUAGCCCUGAGGAGCUAGCGGCACAGAGUAGCACCAAACCUGAGCUUCCCAAGCAGACCCAGCCCACUGCUCUUGGUGUAGGAGAGUCAGAGGGGGACACCCAAGGUGCCCAGUACCCACCCUGCCAAAGUAGCCCUGCUUUGAAGGCACCCAGCAGUGUAGAUGAAGCCAGCAGCUCAGAGUCUGAUACCACUGAUUAUACCGAGCUGGCUGAUACAGAUAUCCUGAGUGAACUGGCUUCUUUGGCAUGCCCAGGCCCCCAGUUGCUAGAUCAUCAACAUCUGGAGCCCCACUCCCAGUUGCUACAAAGCCAGAGUCUAGAUUCCAGGCCCCAGUUAAUUGGUUCACAGUCUCUGGAACACCAGCCUCAGCUAGUAGACUCUAAGUCUCUGGAGCCUCCUCCAGAACCGCUGGCGCUACAGACUGUAGAGCCACUGCCCGCACCGCUGGGGCUGCAGACACUAGAGCAUCUGGAGCUGCAGAACCUGGAGCCCUUGUCUGAAUCACUAUCACUUCAAUCCUUGGAACCUCUUUCUGAGCCGCUAGGGCUCCAGUCUUUAGGGACCCUAGAUCACCAGUUGCUCGACUCCCAAGCCCAGCUUCUGGAUCCAGAGGCCCAGCUGCUAGGCUCCCUACCGAAGUUGUUAGACUCCCAGCCCCAGCUGGGGACAGAGGAGUCCCUAGGGUCACAUUCACUACAACCCGAACCCAGUCUUGGAGGCUGCUCCCUGAGAGGAGUAGUCAGGCGAGGGGCAGGGCGGGGAAGGGAUGAUCAUAGGAAAUACGCUCUGCGUAGAACAGAUAAACCAAAGAUGCUCUGCCGCCGGCGGAGGGGAGGCCGGGGUCGGCGCGUAGAGAUAGUAGCUGAGACCAGAAUCCUCCCCAUGGCUGCACCAGUGGAGGUGGUGAUGGCACAACCAGAUGAGCCCAGAAUGCCAGUGGCAGCCGUGGCACCGGAAGAAGUGGUGGAUCCCAUCAUUUCUCCACUGGAGCCUGAGGAUGGACAGAAACCUGCCACCAACCCGCAGGCCCCAAAGCCCAAGUGCCGUGGAGUGCGCAGGAUGGUAGUGAAGAUGGCCAAGAUCCCCGUCUCCCUUGGGAGGAGGAAUAAGACUACAUACAAAGUAUCCUCCCUCAACAGCAAUUUGAACCUGGAAGGUAAAGAGCUGAUAUCCUGCACCUCAAUGGAGCCCACUCCGCUGCUGAAGAUGAAGAACAAUGGUCGUAACGUGGUAGUGGUCUUCCCUCCAGGUGAAAUGCCCAUUAUCCUGAAGCGUAAGCGGGGAAGACCCCCCAAAAACCUGAUGCUGGGACCCUGCAAACCCAAGGAGCCCACCCCAGAAGUGAAAAAACGGAGGAGGAGGAAACAGAAACUAGCAUCACCACAGCCCUCUUAUGUUGCUGACACCAAUGACAGUAAAGCUGACUACUCUGAUGUCCUAGCAAAACUAGCCUUUCUAAACCGCCAGAGCCAGUGCUCAGCUCGUUGUUCCCCGCCUCGCUGCUGGACCCCAACCGAGCCUGACUCCAUCCACCAAGCUCCUGACACUCAAAGCAUCUCCCACUUUUUGCAUCGGGUCCAAGGCUUCCGCAGGCGUGGUGGCAAAGGAGGUGGGUUUGGGCGGGGAGGGGGCCACUCUGCCCGGUCGUCUCGCUGCUCCUUUAGUGAUUUCUUUGAGGGCAUUGGCAAGAAGAAGAAGGCAGCCCCAGGAACAGCGAUGCAUGCUGACCCUGUUCACCCACGGAAAAGGGGCCGGCCAGAGCCAGACUCCAUGGACAAGCCGAAGAGAAAGAGGCGAUCCCGCAAAAAUGGGGUACUGUUUCCAGAGCAAAACCUCGGCCAGAACUUCAGUGAUGGCAUCUUUGAAUGGUGCGGAGACAAGGAGAGUCUUUGGAUGUCCCAUCAUGGACACCUCUCCAGCCAAGCCAACAGGAACUGCAGUUACCAAGACUCUCGGACCUUCCACUCUUCAACACUGGAGACGAGUUCAUCCAGCAGGACUGGUUUUUAUGGUGGAAGCAAUCCAUCAUCACAGUCUGAGCUAAGCCAGGAAAGACAGAGCCUUUUCACUGGCUACUUCCGGUCCCUGCUAGAUUCAGAUGACUCCUCUGACCUGCUAGACUUUGCCCUCUCAAAUACACGCUCUGAGUCACGGAAAUCCGCUACUUCCUACACAGCCCCUCCCAAUGCCAUUGCCACCCAGAGGGGCAUGGCAUCUUACCCAAGCAGAGGGGGUAAAGUCACGCCUUCCUCCACCACCACUGUUGCUACUACUGAGGCACCUUUCCACACAGUCAUGACAAAUAGGCAGUCAUUCCCUCCUAGCAGGUCAGUAGGAUACAGCCUUUCUCAGGCUUCUUCAGAAUGCCGCAGCACAGAUGCCUUCCAGAAGCUGGCGCCACUCUCAGCUGUCUCCAGGUCGCCCACUGCUCACUCCACAGCAGCCUCCAGCUAUGCACAGUAUGGCAGCUUCAGCAGCAGCGGUGGCCAGAGCGUGACACCUUCCAGCUUGUUCCAGCAAGGGAAGCCAUACCAUGCCACGCAGGACUGCUCCAACAACAAAGACUGCAGCUUCACCUACGGCAGUGGCAACAGCUUGCCCUCAUCACCAGGCAGUGCCCAUAGUGCCAGCUAUGCCCAGCAGACUUCGGGGCCCAGCUUGCCAUUGAAUAAGGCCUCCUUCUUCAACAGCUCAGAUCCCAGCCAGUUCUCCACCUCCUCCCACACGCCCAUGAGGUGUGACAGCCGGGCAAGCACUGUGUCCCCAGGUGGUUACAUGGUUCCUAAGGGUUCUGUCUCCUUUCAGCCCUCCCCUGAGAACUGUCGGCAGUUUCCCAGUGCCUCCCAGUGGGCUUUCCGGCAAGGCUACAACAAUCUGGACUGGAACUCUGAGGCCUUCAGCCAGCUUUACAACCCAGGCUUUGACUGCCAUAUCAAUGAGCCCAACGUCAUCCUGGAUAUCUCCAACUACACACCCCAGAAGGCCAAACAGCAGACAGUCUCUGAGACCUUUUCUGAAUCCUCAUCAGACAGUACCCAGUUCAACCAGCCAACUGGCUACCGGAGAGCCAACAGCGAGGCCUCGUCGAGUGAGGGCCAGUCCAGCCUCUCUAGCCUGGAGAAGCUGAUGAUGGACUGGAACGAGGCAUCUUCGGCCCCAGGUUACAACUGGAACCAGAGUGUCUUAUUCCAGAGCAGCUCCAAGCCAGGACGUGGCAGGCGGAAGAAAGUGGACAUAUUUGACGCUGCCCACCUGAAUUUCUCAACGGGUGCAUAUCCCUCCAAGAGGGGCACAGGGGCCAGGCAGCCACGGGGCUCCCGAGGUGCCUGUGCCUCCAAGAAGGAGAGAGGCACUGGCAAAACCAAGUUCCCUACCAAAUCCCAACCGGUGAACCCAAUGUUUCAAGACAGUACAGAUUUGGGCCUGGACUAUUAUAGUGGAGACAGCAGCAUGUCCCCACUGCCCUCCCAGUCCCGGGGCUUUGGGCUCAGUGAAAGAGACCCCUGUGACUAUGCCGGGCCCUACUCUAUGAACCCUUCCACCCCUUCGGACGGCACCUUUGGGCAAGGAUUCCAGAGUGACUCCCCUGGCCUAGGGCAGACAGACCUGGAAAGCAAGCAUUUCCCUGCCCUGCCCCACCAGCUUGCUGCCCCUCCCCCUCAGCAGGCUGUGUUUGAAGCAAGCUUACAGAAAGCUUUCUCGCCCAACUGCUCCCCGACCCUGGCCUUCAAAGAGGACUUACGGCCCAGCGAUAUCCGGAAGCUUCCGGCCUGCGACUCACUCAAACACAGCAUGCAAGGGGCCGGCGGCAUGCCCCACUCAGCUGCACACGUGACUUGCCGGGACCUGCCCAUGUCCCAGCCACACUAUGACUCACCCAGCUGCAAAAAUCCCAGCUAUUGGUACUCCCCCACCUCCAGCACUCGCAGCCCUCCCUACGACAACAAAGCCGGGGUUGGGAUGCUAGUGGACUUCAUGGGGAGAAGCCCAGAUGCCGCCUGCCUCAACCCCCAUCUGACCAGCCCCCCCAGCACCAACCCUUGCAAGAGCGAGAAGGAGCCUAUGGACAUGGCGAGGGCCCACCACCGAGGGGCUUACAUUUGCCCCUUGAUGAACGACUUGAAUAUCUCCCCAGUCCCAAGAGACUCUAUGCUGCCCCUGCAGGACAACUAUAGGUACCCCAGCUUUGCACCACAAGGGCAUCCCAUCAUGGCUGCAGCCCAGAAGAGUGGGUUUUUGGGUCCAAUGCUAGAGCAACAUCCCGAGGACACAUUCACAGUCACCUCAUUGUAGUGUCAUCUGAAGUGCCAACCAGACAACGAGGGUUUGUUUCAGGAGCUACUUUAGCCAGCACUUUUUCUGGGACACUUUUCAAGUUCUGUAUUUAAUGGAAAUCAAAAACUGAUCUUUUUGUUUGUUGGUUGGUUCUUUUGGGUUUUUUUUCUAAAAAAAAAUAAAAGAGAAAAAGGAAAAGAGGGGAAAAUGAGAGAGAUAAAUACCCUCUUUUUUUAAAAAAAAGAAAAUAUAUUAAAAAAAAAUAAAACUUGCUUUCUUUGAGAAUGGCGUGGAGACGAUCUUUGAACCAGACCAUGUCAUCAGCCCUCCUCUCCUCCCAACCUGCAGUCCAGCUAAAAGACAAUCGAACAGUCACAGCCACUGUCCACGUGGAGUGUGAGAGCCAGGGGGAUUCCCGUGAAGCCCGCCAUCAUCCACCUACAGCAUGCGUAUAAGAAACACACCGGAAGGCAAUGGACAACAUACAUGGAUAGCCACGGGAAGGGGAAAUUUAUUUUUGCUUCUUUUCGGGAGAGGGAAAAGAGAACCGUCUAAUCUGUGAACUCAAAACUCAGUAAUGAAGACUGGAGAGUCAGCAUUUUCCUCCUCCUCUUUCUCCCCCCCCCUUUUGUGCAGUUUUUUUGUUAUUAUUAUUAUUUUUCUCCCAAGUCGUUUGCAUUUUUUUAAAAAAAAUUUUUUGUUGUUGUUGCUUAAUUUCUUUGGAGAGCCCAGAAAAUUUUACAAAUCUGUGAAUGGGCCUUGGAGAUACCAUCAUCUCCCAGUAAGUAACAAUCUCUGUCUCAUUGGCAUUUUUGACCCCCAAUGCCUUUCAUUGCUCCCUUAUUCAUAAUAUAGUGAUAACAUAUUGGAAAUUGCCAAAAGGCAGGGCCAGCUCCAGUUCUGAGAGUAGUCCUCAACAAAGGGCCCUUGCGUCAGUCCAUUCUACUUUACCAGACCUUGGCAAUGGCAGAAAUCAGCUGCAGCACUCUGAACUGGAACCAAGUGGCUAGGAGCCACCAUUUCAGUUUUCCGCAACACCACCAGAGUAACAUCCCUUCAGGGCCUUGUGGGAAAUUAAAAUGGCACACUGAGUACUGAUGAGAAUGCCAGCAAUUAUGGGGGGAAACUAAAGCGAGUUCAGGAUAGGUGUCGGUGGUGGCCACUCUCGGAGUGCUAGAGUCACAACAGCUGCUACCCUCUGUUUUGCAUCUGGCUCUUCCCCAUUUCACUGUUUUGCACCAUGACCUGUCUCUAGUUGGUGGACUUUCAAAAAUAGAUCUCCAAAGCCUGAAAUCUGCCUUUGCUUGGAGUUUGUCCCAUAAAGAAGAUAGGAAAUGGAAUGCCCUAAUCCCAGGAGGGAUAAGUAAGGUUGCUGAGUGACCAGAAAAAAACUUCACCAGGCUGUUCUCUUAAAAUAUCUGGGUCAGCUGCCAGAAUUUAAAUAACAGCAUCAUUAUUUUUACAUACUGAACAUGCUCUAAUCGUGUAACUAGUGCCCACCCACAAGUACAAGAUCCAGGGUUUGGGGGUCCUAUGUGGCAUCAACAUCCAAUUGCUGUCAUUCUGUUUUUCCCAUGCUGCUUCCUUCAUUUUUGAGAUCACAGAAAAUCUGAGAGUUUGGGGGGCGGGUUUAGAAAUAAUGGACCAGCAGCACAGUCACUUGGAGGUAUAUGUUGACUUCUGUCCUUUUACUGGAGAUGUGGUUUUUGACAUCUGCAAUGACAUUUUGUGCAGUUCCCACCACCAACAGGAAGAUCCUCCCCCAACCACACUGGCUAUGCUCUUGCAAGGAACUGACAGCCAUCCUCCUCGGCUCCUCUUGACGUUACUUCUCUUCGGGGGAGGGGGGAGAAGGUGGAGUUCCCCUAGAAAAAUUCUCAUCUACGGAGAAAUCCCAGCAAGAAGACGGAAGCCUCAUGUUGCCUUUCCUUCCCUGUCCUCGCCCCCUACACCCCCCCAUAUUACUGUAGCCCUCUAUGUUCCUUCCUCCCUUGCCCUGCUGUCCCAGUCCCAGGGUUGUCACUGAGAUGCUUGCGCCUCCUUUGUUGAGAAGCGGGGGGGGGGAGUAAUGGGGCUUUUCUUUCUGCACAAAACCAGCAAUUGUAAAUACUUUUCAAAAAUAUUAAAAAUAAAAAUAAAAAACAAAAGAGCAAACACAAUGAAAACACACACGCACGUUUUCAAAAUCAGAAACAAGUGUUGAGAGGAGACAAAAAAGUCCAGAGAGAGUCAAAGCAGGAGAGAAGCUAAUUGUGUCAGAUAUGCACUGAGAAAUCUAUUUGCAGAUUGAUUGACAAAAAGUAACAAGCUAUUUAUUGUAUAUAAUGUUUUAUUAUAAAUCGUGUAUUGUAUAUUGCAUCUGUACAUCUGCUGUGGUUUUGUGAUGUGCAAAUUUCAGCAUGGGUUUCAUUGAGGUUUUAAGUUGCUUUUUUUAUGUGGGGGGGAUUUUUUUUUAAAAAAAAAUGUUUUUUUUUGUUUUUUUUUGGCAGUACGCACCCAAAGAUCCAAAUUUGUAUUAAAAAGAAAAACUAGGGGGAAAAAGAUUAAAGACAAGCAAAUACACCCUCUUUUGUUGGGGAGAGGGAGAGGAGCAAUGGCAUUUUCUGAGUUCUCAUUGGCCACUUGUAAACCGAAACUAGUAUUUCUUCCGUGUGUGCCCCAUUGCGCCAGUGCUGAGCUCAGGGUGUGUGUGUGCGUGCGUGCGUGCGUGCGUGUGACUUCUCUUUCACCUUUGCCCUGCCCUCUUCCCUCCUGUUCCUGCAUUUGGAAAUUUAUGUACAGCUUUGUGGAUUGUGCAAAACAAAAAAAAGAAAGAAAAAAAAGGAAGACUCACCAUCCCUGUUCUGUGUAAUCCAUUACUGAUCUGAACUGUGCAACUAAAUAUACCAGACUUGGUACUCGAUUGGAGACAGAACACAGCUAAUAUAAGCUCCUGCUUGCUUGAUUCCUACCCCCAGGCCACGUUGCCUUCAUCUACACACCCCUAAAGACCCCCCCUUUUUUGCUUCCCCCCACCUUCCCUGUUCCCCAACUGGUCUUUUUGUGUAUUUAGGAAGGAAUUUUUAAU
Rhineura floridana is the source of this 9707-nucleotide messenger RNA. It is a transcript of the gene AHDC1, whose product is annotated as AT-hook DNA binding motif containing 1. The record is from RefSeq and is a predicted model, not a curated record. Lineage: Eukaryota; Metazoa; Chordata; Lepidosauria; Squamata; Rhineuridae. The transcript has 8 exons. Bases 1283 to 6658 code for a protein of 1791 amino acids.